UCUCAGUAUAAAACCCCUCGUAACCAAUAUUCACAAAUCACCACUCAUAAUCUCUCUCUUUCUCAAUCUCUCUCUCUCAAUCAUGGCUGACACUGCAAUUUCUGCUGAUUUGCCCCUCGGUGCUGCACCAAUCCGUGGAAAGAGAGGGAACAGGAAGGCACUAAAGCAGAAAAACACAUCGUCAAAUGAGGCCAACAUUUUGGCCGCAACGACCUCUCAACCCUCACCGGUUUUGCCCCCGGUGGACAACGACUCUGCCGGGAAAGAGAACCACGAGAGUCUGUCGCUCUCGGCCAAGAAAACUCGAGCCGCCUCGAAAUCAAAGAAACAAUCCAAGCAAUCUUUCGAGAAGGAAUUGGAAGAAAUGCAAGAAAGGCUUCAACAGCUUCGACUGGAGAAGGAGAAGACUGAGGAUAUGUUGAAGGCCAGAGACGAUAUGUUGAAGCAGAAAGAGGAAGAGCUCGAAACCCGUGGCCGAGAGCAAGAGAAACUCCAGACAGAGCUCAAGAAGUUGCAGAAACUGAAGGAGUUCAAACCCACCAUGACUUUUACCAUCGCACAAUCUCUGAGAGACAAAGAGCAAGACAAGAAAGAGAAGAAGAAGAAGGGGUGCCCUGAAAAGAAAAGGCCAUCUCCACCUUAUAUCCUAUGGUGCAAAGAUCAAUGGAAUGAGGUCAAGAAAGAAAAUCCAGAGGCAGAGUUUAAGGACAUUUCCAACAUUUUGGGGACGAAAUGGAAGACGGUCAGCGCAGAAGAGAAGAAGCCUUAUGAGGAAAAAUAUCAAGCUGAGAAGGAAGUUUAUUUGAAGAUUGUUGGAAAUGAGAAGCGCGAGAACGAAGCGAUGAACUUAUUGGAGGAGGAACAGAAACAGAAGACAGCAAUGGAAUUACUUGAACAGUAUCUUCAGUUCAAAGAGGAAGCUGAAAAAGAAGAGAAGAAGAAGAAAAAGAAAGAAAAAGAUCCAUUGAAGCCAAAGCAUCCAAUGUCAGCAUAUUUCCUGUUCGCGAAUGAGCGAAGAACAGUGUUACUUGCAGAGAACAAGAAUGUUUUGGAGGCUGCAAAGAUCACAGGUGAAGAGUGGAAAAGCAUGACAGAGAAACAGAAAAAGCCUUAUGAAGAGAUGGGAAAUAAAAACAAGGAGAGAUAUAUGGAAGAAAUGGAGGUUUACAAGCAGAAGAAGGAAGAGGAAGCUGCGAAUCUGAAAAUGGAAGAAGAUGAAAUGAUGAAAAUUCAGAAGCAGGAAGCCUUGCAAUUGCUGAAGAAGAAAGAGAAAACAGAGAACAUAAUUAAGAAAACAAAAGAGAAGAAGAAGAAGCAAAAGGAAGAGAAGAAUGGUGACCCUGACAAGCCAAAGAGGCCUGCAUCUUCAUAUAUUCUAUUCAGCAAGGAAGCAAGGAAGAAUUUAUCGGAAGAGCGGCCCGGAGUUAACAACUCUACCCUUAAUGCCCUCAUCUCAGUUAAAUGGAAGGAAUUGGGUGAAGAAGAGAAACAAAUUUGGAAUGCAAAGGCUGCAGAAGCUAUGGAGGCGUACAAGAAGGAAAUGGAAGAAUACAGUAAAUCUGCAGCAGCAAACGACCCAGAAAAGUAGUGAAAGCCCUGAAGCUUCUUAGAUAAAUAUGUUCAAGUGUUUAUGGUUGAACAUGUAGUGAAAUCAGUUCAUCCCAUCACUUAAUUGUCCUACUAAGCAUUUCUGUAUUAAUUGCAACUAGUUUUACUGAAUUUCUGAAUAUUAAGUAGUGACCUAAGAAGAAUCUGAAUGAAUGACUUUUUUAGACCGACAUCAAAUGCUAAUGAAUGGAAGUUUUCCGGAA
This is a messenger RNA of Cornus florida, 1811 nucleotides long. Its product is annotated as high mobility group B protein 6-like. The coding region runs from base 83 to 1588 and encodes 501 amino acids. Gene Ontology annotation, molecular function: DNA binding. Lineage: Eukaryota; Viridiplantae; Streptophyta; Magnoliopsida; Cornales; Cornaceae. The record is from RefSeq and is a predicted model, not a curated record. The transcript has 9 exons.